AGCAGCCUCUCUUGCCAUAUAACAUAACAUCCACCGGUUCCUUAAAUCUAGGGAUUAGGAUGUGAUAUUUUCUUGGGGGGGUUGGGUGGGUGGGCAUUAUUCAGUCUACAAUAGGAUGUGUGUUGGGGGGGAUAGGAAAUGGUUGAGGAGGUCUUUCUGAAGGAGGUGGUUUGACCAAAUUUGUGUAGGGAAACAGGGCCUGGGACACAUUCCAGGUUUGAGGGAUGCCAUGAGCCGUGAGCCAAUACUGGGCUUGUGCGCUGGUGGGACCGUAAGGUGUGGGCCAGCGAUCUUCCCAUAGAAACAGGAUGCCAGGGGCUUUCCUUCCCUCCCAAGGCCCGGCCAAGGGGGUUUUCUGGACUUCAGUCUUCAGGUCCAGGCUCCCCCCAGAAUUCACGUGAGAGGGCUGGCUCCAUUGGCAGUUACAGCCCCUUCCCCUUCCCUGCAGCUGCUGUCCUGCUUGGGAGACCCAGCCACACUUGGUGGCCCCCUGCAGUUCUCGGGCAGUGGGAAACUCACGAAUUCACGAGGGAAAAUGAACUUGAGCCAACUGGCCAGGGUUGGGGUGGCCCAGAAACUCUGGUCACACUGUUUGCACGGCCUCUGACAGUUACGAUACUCCCAUUCACUCCCCGGGGAGCCUUCCCUUGUCUUUGUCUGUUCCUAGGGUGCUUAGGGCCCCUGAGUCUCUGGGGAGGCGGAGGAGGGGCCAGAGUGAGGGAACAGCUUGUGAGAGGGGCAGAGAGCCAGGCCCUCUCCGGGAUUCUCCUGGGGAAAGCCUGGGGUUGCGGUGAAAGGUGGCCUCCUGCUGGUGUGACCUCACUCAGCUCUGCCCACUCCCUGCUGGCUGGGGGGCCUGUGGGGAGAAGUGCCUGACCCCAUGGGGGCCGGUGCGUGGGAACCGGCAGGCAAGAGUGGGCUUCUCCUGGGGGCAGAGUUGGGGAGCAGCAUGGGGUGUGGCUGUGCUGAACUGCGGGCCAGAGCGCAGCGAGUGACUCGGGGAUCUCAGCUGAGAUCUCUGUGGAGGUUCACACUGUUUCUGCCCUGGAAAAGGUGGAAGCAUUGUUUGGAAAAGUUGUGGUUUUUCUCUGUUGCUUCCUUCUGGUACCUUCUCUGACGAGGUUCUGACUGUGGAGUUAGGGGACGGUCCUGGUGAAGGUUCAGAGGCUGUUUGCAGAGCCUGUAGAAUGUAGUUGGAAGACCCAAGGAGACAGUCUGCAGUCCCUGAGGAAGGACACGGCCCAUUGCGCAGGUACUGGGUGAACUUCCUUUCCCCUACUUGGCCUGUGCCCUUUGGAGCAGUUGCCUUUGGGGGACACCCCACCCUGCUCCUUUCCUGUCUGCCUCCAAAGCAGGUGUGGCAUGUCAGACUUCCCCUUCUUGGGUGUGGGAUGAGAGGGUGACAUCAGCCUCCUCCGCACCUGGACCCAAGCCUCCCUGAACUGCACUGUUUUCUGGGAAACCUCCAGAGCACUGGCCAGCAUGAGGGCUCACCAGCAAGUGCCCCUUCCCUCUCCUGCCUCCUCAGCCCACCGGCGGGGGAGGGUGGGCCAGCAGGGAGUAUUGCUGCGUCCUGGGGAUUCCUCAGGACCGGAGAAGCAGAGGUCCUUUAGAUGAAUCUCCCCGAAGCGCCUGCGCCGGGCAGCGAUGCCAGGAUGCCUGUCUCUGCCUCCCUCCGCCCGGACGGCAGCCAGGAGCGGCCGGCGAGCCUGACCUCUACCACGUCUUCGUCGGGCUCCUCCCGGGACAGCCGAGGCACCAUGGAGGAGCCCAGCGGCCCCGAGGCCUCAGCCAAGAACGGUGCAGGCUCCCCUCGUGGCCGGCACCCGCGCAACAACACCAACAACUCCAGCAUGCUGAACAAGAAGGGACCCCUGUCCCCAUUCAGCGGCAGGGCAGCAGCGGCGCCUGCGCACAAGCUCAGCUACCUGGGCCGCGUGGUGCGGGAAAUUGUGGAAACUGAACGCAUGUACGUGCAGGACCUGCGCAGCAUAGUGGAGGACUACCUGCAGAUCAUUGACACGCCUGGGCUGCUGAAGCCAGAGCAAGUCAGUGCCCUCUUUGGGAACAUAGAAAGCAUCUACGCACUGAACAGUCAGCUACUCAGAGACCUGGACAACUGCAAUGGUGACCCUGUGGCUGUGGCCAGCUGCUUUGUGGAAAGGAGCCAAGAGUUUGAUAUCUACACCCAGUAUUGCAACAACUACCCCAACUCGGUGGCCGCCCUGAUGGAGUGCAUGCGGGACAAGCAGCAGGCCAAGUUCUUCCAGGACCAGCAGGAACUGCUGCAGCACUCGCUGCCCUUGGGCUCCUACCUGCUGAAGCCAGUCCAGCGCAUCCUCAAGUACCACCUGCUGCUCCAGGAAAUUGCCAAACAUUUUGAUGAAGAAGAGGAAGGCUUUGAGGUGGUGGAAGAUGCCAUUGACACCAUGACCUGCGUGGCCUGGUACAUCAACGACAUGAAGAGGAGGCAUGAGCACGCAGUCCGGCUCCAGGAGAUUCAGUCGCUGCUCAUCAACUGGAAGGGGCCAGACCUGACCAUCUACGGGGAGCUCGUCCUGGAGGGCACAUUCCGCCUGCACCGUGUGCGGAGCGAGAAGACCUUCUUCCUCUUCGACAAAGCACUGCUCAUCACCAAGAAGCGGGGCGAUCACUUUGUCUACAAGGGGCACAUCCCGUGCUCCUCCCUGAUGCUGAUUGAAAGCACCAGAGACUCCCUGUGCUUCACCGUCACCCACUACAAGCACAGCAAGCAGCAGUACAGCAUCCAGGCCAAAACAGUGGAGGAGAAACGGAACUGGACUCACCACAUCAAGAGGCUCAUCCUGGAGAACCACCAUACCACCAUCCCCCAGAAGGCCAAGGAAGCCAUUUUGGAAAUGGAUUCCUAUUAUCCCAAUCGGUACCGCUACAGCCCAGAGCGCCUGAAGAAGGCCUGGUCCUCCCAGGACGAGGUGUCCACCCAUGAGGGGCGCCGCCAGGGCCGCCGGCAGUCUGAGCCAACCAGACACCUACUCAGGCAGCUCAGUGAGAAAGCCAGAGCAGUGGGAAUGAAGGGGAAGGGGCGCGGGGAGUCUGAAGGCUCCGAGAGCCGCAGGAGGCCCAGUAGCCGGUCUGCCGACAGUGCUGAGAAGCACAUGAGCCUCGAGUCCAUUUCUUCCCUGCCUGAGGCUGAGCCAGACCCAGAGCCCGGGACAGAGCCGGAGGUGUUUGCUGCUGUGGAAGGUCCCAGCGCCGAGGAGAUGCCCUCAGACAUAGAGUCUCCAGAAGUCCUGGAAAUACAGCUUGAUGCCCAUCGGGAACUGCUGGGGCUGGACCACCAAAGUGACAUGGUGGACUUUGUGGUAGCCAAGAGCACUGAAAACAUGAAGGCCUUGAGCAGUGAGGAGGAGGAGGACGAUGACGAGGAGGAGGAGGAGGAGGAGGAAAUGGGGACUGCCCAGGAGUCUGAGAGCCUCCUGCCGCCCUCUGUGCUGGACCAGGCCAGUGUCAUUGCUGAGCGGUUUGUCAGCAGCUUCUCUCGGCGGAGCAGCCUGGCACUGGAGGACAGCAAGGCCACUGGCUUCGGGACCCCGAGGCUGCCCAGCCGAAGCAGCAGUGUGCUCAGCCUGGAGGGCAGCGAGAAGGGCCUGGCCCGGUGCGACAGCACCGCGGACUCCCUCAGCUCUCAGCUCCCCCCAGCAGCGGACCUCAGUGUGGGCAUGGCCACGGAGAGUGGCCCUUCUGUCAAUGGGACGGAGCCCCCAAGCCCAGGCUGCUCAGCAGAGACCAAUAGGUCUUCUUCCUGCAAGAAGAAGGAAUCCAUGCUCUCCACACGAGACCGGCUGUUGCUGGACAAAAUCAAGAGCUACUACGAAAAUGCAGAGCACCACGAUGCAGGCUUUAGUGUCCGACGCAGGGAGAGCCUCUCCUAUAUCCCCAAAGGCCUGGUGAGAAACUCGGUCUUCAGGUUCAACAACCUUCCCAGGCAGGACCCGGAGCCAGUGGCCCCGUUGGGGCACAAGAGACAGGUGGGCCCCAGGCCGGCUUCAUGGACCCUGUUUGACCUCCCAGGACCAGGCCAGGUGGGUGCAGGUUCUGGCGACCCAGCUCCUAUCACAGAUGCUGAGUUCCGCCCAUCUUCAGAAAUUGUGAAGAUCUGGGAAGGAAUGGAGUCUUCUGAGGGGAGUCCUCAGAAGGGGCCAGGCCAAGGUCAGGCCAAUGGCUUUGACCUACACGAGCCACUUUUCAUCCUGGAGGAGCAUGAGCUGGGAGCUAUCACUGAAGAGUCAGCCACUGCCUCACCAGAGAGCGCCUCCCCCACCCAGCGGCCCAGCCCGGCCCGCCUGGCCCGGGAGCUGAAGGAGCUGGUGAAGGAGCUGAGCAGUGGCUCCCAGGGAGAGCUGGUGGCCCCUCUGCACCCCUGCAUCGUGCAGCUCUCCCACGUGAUGGACAGCCACGUGAGCGAGCGAGUCAAGAAUAAGGUCUACCAGCUGGCUCGCCAGUAUAGCCUUCGGAUCAAGAGCAAGGCGGGGACAGCCAGGCCACCACUGCCAUGGGAAAAUGCAGCUUCCGCUGUUCCCCACCUGCAGGAAGAGGCUGGAUCACCAUCGGGUGGGAAAGGUAAGAGAAAGCCGGUGCUGUCCCUCUUCAACCACGAGGAGGUGCUGGCCCAGGAGCACAGCCUGCCCAAGCCCUGCUCGGCCGGGGAGAUGUCACCACGGCGUUUCUCCAUCCCUUCUGCUGGCAGCUCGAGGACCACUUCACCUGGGGCCCGGCCUGCCACUCGAAGCCCUCUCAGCCCCUUGGACACCGAGACCUUCAACUGGCCCGAUGUCCGAGAGCUCUGUUCCAAGUAUGCCUCCAACGACGAGGCGGUCCAGGUCGAGGGAAGCCGGUCCCGAGGCCCACCCGUCAGCCGGAGCCGCUCAGUGCCAGACAGCAUGAUGGAGCCGCCCGUGUCUGGCAGGGUGGGCCGCUGCUGCAGCCUGAGUGCCAAGAGGGGCCAGGUGGGCCCAGAGGCCGCCCAGCCCCGGCCUCCUGGGGUGUUGCCCCAGAGUGGGCCGGAUGGAAAGGAGGCCCUGUACGUCACUGCAGACCUCACCCUGGAGAACAACCGGCGGGUGAUUGUCAUGGAGAAGGGGCCCCUGCCUGGCCCCGCGGUGGGGCUGGAGGAGAGCAGAGGCCCUGGACUGAGGUCAGCAGCAGCCAUCGUGGGGCAGGGCCGGGAUUUGCAGGAGGCAGCCGCACAUCAGCCGAAGGAAGAGGGUCCCAGGGACCUAGUGGACCCAAGCCAGCAAGGCAUCGUGAGAAACCUGAGGGAGAAAUUCCAGGCCUUGAACUCUGUAGGUUGACUCUUGAGUCUUGGGGGAGGGAGGAGCUUGGGGGAUGACGAGGAGCCUUGACAUAUGUCCACAGGUUUGGGCUCACCCUCCUUACGGGAGCCUCACCCAGGGCCCUCGGAAGGCGGUGCCCGGGAACAGUGCCCCUGUGCGCUCAGCAAGUGCCUUCACCUGCUGUAACCACGCUGGUGCCCCCCCCCCACAAGCUCGCGGUGACCUUCCACAGGUCCAGAUGGGCCCCUCUUCCCUCUGAGGCCGGUGUGGCCCCUUCCCUUAUAUCCAGUUCUCCGGUGAGAAGCCACAUAUUUAAACUCACCUCUUCCCAGGGAGAGCAAGCCCUGUGUCAGCCGGCCACUGCCAGACUGAGGAGCCCACCGGGGGAGACGCGGGAAGGUGGCCUGGCGGGGGGCUGUGCCUUUUCUUAGGGUCCAGGCAGGAACGAGGUCCAUAAUUUAUUGUUUGUGUGCAUAUAUGUGUGUGUGUGUGUUUUCCCCGUUGAUUCCCGUCCUGUGAAGAAUGUAACGGACUCAGUUCAGGUACUUUUGUGGAUUGUUUCGCUGACCCUGUGGUUGUCGCUAAUGUAUACACAUUUCAUUAUUUGCCAAUGGUGCAAUAACCACUGCUGACCAACCGA
This is a messenger RNA of Phyllostomus discolor (pale spear-nosed bat), 5955 nucleotides long. It is a transcript of the gene PLEKHG3, whose product is annotated as pleckstrin homology and RhoGEF domain containing G3. NCBI's taxonomy places the organism in Eukaryota, Metazoa, Chordata, Mammalia, Chiroptera, Phyllostomidae. Gene Ontology annotation, molecular function: guanyl-nucleotide exchange factor activity. The record is from RefSeq and is a predicted model, not a curated record.